GCCCGGCAAGCCAUGAAGCUGCCGCGGCGCGCGUGGCGGCACCGGACGGCGCUGGGUCUGGGCGGCCUGGCGCUGUGCGGCGUCGCGCUGCUCUACCUGGCGCGCUGCUCGGCCGAGGGCCCCCGCCCACCGCCCGGCCACGGUCCCGGGCCCCCGCCCGCCGGCCCCGCGCGCGACGCCGCCUUCCUGGCCGUGCUCGUGGCCUCCGCGCCGCGGGCGGCCGAGCGGCGCAGCGUGGUCCGUGGCACGUGGCUGGCGGCGGCGCGGCGCGGCGGCCCCGGCGACGUGUGGGCGCGCUUCGCGGUGGGCACGGCCGGCCUGGGAGCCGAGGAGCGGCGCGCCCUGGAGCGCGAGCAGGCGCGGCACGGGGACCUGCUGCUGCUGCCCGCGCUGCGCGACGCCUACGAGAACCUCACCGCCAAGGUGCUGGCCAUGUUGUCCUGGCUGGACGAGCACGUGGCCUUCGAGUUCGUGCUCAAGGCCGACGACGACUCGUUCGUGCGGCUGGACGCGAUGCUGGCCGAGCUGCGCGCCCGCGACCCCGCGCGCCGCCGCCGCCUUUACUGGGGCUUCUUCUCGGGCCGCGGGCGCGUCAAGCCGGGGGGCCGCUGGCGCGAGGCGGCCUGGCAGCUCUGCGACUACUACCUGCCCUACGCCCUGGGCGGCGGCUACGUGCUCUCCGCCGACCUGGUGCGCUACCUGCGCCUCAGCCGCGACUACCUGCGCGCCUGGCACAGCGAGGACGUGUCCAUGGGCGCCUGGCUGGCGCCCGUGGACGUGCAGCGCGAGCACGACCCGCGCUUCGACACCGAGUACAAGUCCCGCGGCUGCAGCAACCAGUACCUGGUGACGCACAAGCAGAGCCUGGAGGACAUGCUGGAGAAGCACCAGACGCUGGCGCGCGAGGGCCGCCUGUGCAAGCAGGAGGUGCAGCUGCGCCUCUCCUACGUCUACGACUGGUCCGCGCCGCCCUCUCAGUGCUGCCAGAGGAAGGAGGGCAUCCCCUGAGGCCGCCGCUGGCAUGGAGGGGCGCCCGGGACCCACACCACCCCGGCCGGAGUCCCGCGGGAGCCCCCGCUGGUCUUCCACCAGGGGAGCUGACAGGUCCGGCUGGCUCUCUGGGAUGAGCCCAGCACUCGAGGGGACCUCGUUUGUGUGGUCACUGGUGGGGCUUCCCAGCAGAUGCCAUGCAGCACGGACAGCUCCUAGACCCCAGGUCCAGUCUGCCCCCGGGGGCGCACACCUCAGUGGCUGUACCUACCGUCUUGCUCAAGAGCCUCUUGUUCUGGGGCUGGCCAGGGCGAGGCGUUGUGUCCAGGUAGAACCGUCCUGCCCCUGGGUUCCGGCCAGCAUUUCGCUGGACUGGGAAGAUGCCCAGUUUUGGGUGUGAAUCGGGAAGAACCUCCCGGGUCUGCAAGGGCUUGGAGACCAUCAUCCCCCCCCCCCCCGCCCUGGCCUCCUGCUGUCCUGUCCCCCCAAGUCCCACCCAAGGCUGGAGCUGACCCGCACUUGCAGGCGCAGCCCUGCGUGUUCUGGAUGGACGACAUCCUGUCCUGCGUCCCCCGUCUGCACCGUCCACCUCGGAAGUCCCUGCCCCGAGAGCCGGGACGGCUGUGAACUGACCCCCCGCAGGCCCUGCCAGUUGCGACUGGGCCGCGUGUUGCAACCCAGUGGCGGUUGGAGAACUGCGGUGGGUCCCUCCCUCGUGUCUUCCGUCUGUGGGUGUCACUCGUGUGCAAGUCCCAGGUCGAACCUCGUUUUAUGUGAAUUAGCUCUGGCCUGUGUCUCCCGGCAGUGAGUGUGGUAAACGCGGCUCAGCGCCUGCCUGUGACGUGUUUAUAAAUACCGUGCGUGUGUGGAGAUGGGAGCGUCAGCUGGGAGUGUGUGGUCUCGGUGUUUUUUUAAGUUAUUUGAGAAGCUGUUCCUAUCAGAACGUGGAAUUCGUGGAUUAGUCUGUUUUGACAGCUGGAGCUGUAGACCCGUGGCUGCAUGUGUGUUUAAACACGGAAGAAUUUGAAAACUG
Myotis daubentonii (Daubenton's bat) is the source of this 2023-nucleotide messenger RNA. RefSeq names its product beta-1,3-galactosyltransferase 6 (gene B3GALT6). The record is from RefSeq and is a predicted model, not a curated record. Gene Ontology annotation, molecular function: galactosylxylosylprotein 3-beta-galactosyltransferase activity. Gene Ontology annotation, biological process: protein O-linked glycosylation; glycosaminoglycan biosynthetic process. Gene Ontology annotation, cellular component: Golgi membrane. NCBI's taxonomy places the organism in Eukaryota, Metazoa, Chordata, Mammalia, Chiroptera, Vespertilionidae.